Messenger RNA from Photinus pyralis (common eastern firefly), 778 nucleotides. RefSeq names its product protein NATD1-like. The record is from RefSeq and is a predicted model, not a curated record. Bases 267 to 650 code for a protein of 127 amino acids. NCBI's taxonomy places the organism in Eukaryota, Metazoa, Arthropoda, Insecta, Coleoptera, Lampyridae. The transcript is spliced from 3 exons.
UUACAUAUGCUGCCGGACCUUGAUUCACUGCCAAGUGCCAGCAGAGCCACCUUUUGACCUUUGACUCCGAUGACUCGUGACCGGAUGUUUUGGAAUGCCAUACCACAUACUACUGUUCUCCACCAGCUGUUCUCCUUCUCUUUACAUUACUGCCGAGUACGCUGUACGGUACAGCACAUUUACUUUGCUAAAAAGAAAUAAGCGAUAGUCCCCUAAUCCUAAUGUAGCACAUAGAUACAUCAGUUCAGACACAAACUAUAUUCAAAAUGUCUAAGCCCUACUUCACAAGGUAUUUUACAUAUUUCAAUAACCCAUUACGAUUGGUAGGAUCAACAAAAAUAUUUAGGAGUUUUUCUAGAUCUCAAUCGAAAAUCAAUGAGUUGCAAGAUCAACCUGAACGAAAAAUCUUAAGCUUACAAUUGGAUGAAAGAAACAUAGCAACAGUUCAAUAUGAAAGGAAUGGUGAUACCGUUGACCUGAUACAUUCAGAAAUUCCUUCUGAAUUACAAGGAAAAGGAUACGGCCACAUAUUAGCACAGAAAACAUUUGACUACAUUGUUGAAAACAAUCUUCGAAUGAAAAUAACUUGCGAAUUUUUGCAAAAGGUCUUUGAGAAGAAUAAGAGCAAGUAUGGAAAAUAUGUGGCUUAAUCCUCAUCCUUAUAGUUACUAUUUACUAAGCUAAGCUAAAGUGUUGGUAUGUCCUGUUUGCUCACAUAUUUGUAAUUUAUUAUUUUCCAUGAUUUAAGUUAUAAAUAAAUAAAUUUGGUACUAUUUUA